UAAAGAUUAAGGAGCUUGUCUAGGUAUCCCUGGGAAAUAAAACUUCAAGGAUGUCUCAGAAAUAACAGUACUCAGGUAACAGCAGAUAUUGUUAAUGUGAAUCCACCUUUUCUCCUUACGUGUUCUUGCUGUGCUUUUAAGUUACUCAGUCACGUGCUUCUGCUCCUUAGAAAACUCCAUGGAAGAAAACAGGAACUGUUUUUGUGCUCAGUCACAGAUGUCACCACGGAACUUUUCUUAUCCCCUGCCCUGGUGAGGCUUGGGCGUCUCUCACAAGACAUCAAAAAGCCGCAGGAAACAUUGCAGUGCGGAGGAGCGCAGCUGGCCUCACUCCCCCUUCCCGUGCUUGGGGAUGGAGAGAGGGGGCGUCUCAGUCACUGUGGCAGCCAGGUGCCUUUAAAAAAAAUACCCAAAAUUCUUAACGGCACACGAAUUCUUAAAGCAGCACCGAAAGUUACCUUUCUGGAAAGGGGACAUCAGAAUCUUUUGAAGCUCCCUCUGCUCUCAAGAAGGGAGAGAAACAAGCAUCCAUCGUACCGCCAGUGACGGGCCCUCACGGAGCGUGGCCAGCGCUGCGGCUGUGUUUGUUAUUCAACUGCUGAGUCCGCCCCGGGGCGGAGCGGCCUUGGCCAUGGCCGUUCCCCCUUCCUCCGCCGCCGCCGCCCCUCACGGAGCAGUCCCGCCGGCCAUGGGCGAGCGCCGGGGCCCGGCGGCGCCGCAGGAGGCGGCGGGCCCGGAGCGGAGCUCAUCGAGUGCUGCUGAAAAUGGUUCUGACCUUGAUGAAGAACCUCUACUCAGAAAAAAUCCCCGCCGGUUCGUCAUCUUCCCCAUCCAGUAUCCAGACAUAUGGAAGAUGUAUAAGCAGGCUCAGGCCUCCUUUUGGACAGCAGAAGAGGUUGAUUUGUCAAAGGACCUUCCUCACUGGAACAAGCUGAAAGCAGAUGAAAAAUACUUUAUCUCUCAUGUUCUGGCAUUUUUUGCAGCCAGUGAUGGAAUUGUAAAUGAAAAUCUGGUGGCACGUUUCAGUCAGGAGGUGCAGAUCCCAGAAGCUCGUUGUUUCUAUGGCUUCCAGAUUCUCAUUGAGAAUGUUCACUCAGAGAUGUACAGCUUGCUCAUAGACACCUACAUCAAAGAUCCCAAGAAAAGGGAUUUCUUGUUUAAUGCUAUUGAAACAAUGCCUUGUGUUAAGAAGAAAGCAGACUGGGCUCUGAAGUGGAUUGAAGACCGAGAAUCCACUUUUGGUGAGAGAGUGGUUGCCUUUGCUGCAGUGGAAGGCAUCUUCUUUUCGGGUUCCUUUGCUGCUAUAUUUUGGCUGAAGAAGAGGGGCCUGAUGCCUGGAUUGACUUUCUCCAAUGAACUUAUUAGCAGAGAUGAGGGUCUGCACUGUGAUUUCGCUUGUCUAAUGUUCCAUUAUUUAGUGAACAGACCAUCAGAAGAGCGAGUGUGUGAGAUCAUCGUUAAUGCUGUAGAGAUUGAGCAGGAGUUUCUAACUGAGGCAUUACCUGUGGGUCUGAUUGGAAUGAAUUGCACCUUGAUGAAACAAUACAUUGAAUUUGUUGCAGACCGGUUACUGAUGGAGCUUGGGUUCUCAAAGGUCUUUAAUGCAGAAAAUCCUUUUGAUUUCAUGGAGAAUAUUUCUCUGGAAGGAAAAACAAAUUUCUUUGAGAAGCGGGUUUCGGAAUAUCAACGUUUUGCUGUUAUGGCAGAAACAAUGGACAAUGUCUUUACUCUGGAUGCAGAUUUUUGACAAAUUGGCAAAUGAAUGGUGACUGUUUCCCUCUCCUCAUCUCCCUUUAUGCUGUGAAGUUGAUUUAAUUUCUUCUCAUGGAAAUCAGAGUCUACUGGGAUAUUUUUCCUGGGUUUUCAUGUUGUUUGUCAGAGGAGUAAAUAUAUUUCUCUCUGUGUCAUUUGAAAAACAAAAGGGGGAUUGUUUGUAAAAACUUUUGGCUUUGUAAAAGGAUGGCCUUUUUAAGAUUCCCUUGACUCAUCUGCUGUUAAUGCUGUCUUUAAAAAUGACAUGGAAUGGAUGCUACUACUUUUUAAAGAGUUCAGUAGUGUUUUAAGAAAGCAAACUGUAUAUUUACUUCAUGUUAUGGUAUUUUAAUCUGAAAACCAGCUGAGGCAUCACUCCAUGUAAAAAUGUUGCUAUAAAUUAUUUUCCUCUUUCCUGUUUUCAUGUUUAUAGAUUUGGUAUAGAGUAAAAGCUCUUCUGUUUCAUCCUGUUGCAGAUACAGUAAUAAUUGAAUGUGGGGAAACCUUAAUGAGGUCUGAACUAUAGAAUGUUAUUAAACCUGGGAAUUAUGGGCAAUCUCCCCAUUAACCUGGCUUCUGGUCUGAAAAAAAUUUUACUCAGAUUGGAAAACUGGUGGGUCUUGGAAGGCAUUUAAUUCAAAUGCAUGUGAUUCACAGCUGUUACUGAACAGGUCAGUGGACUUUGAAUGGUCCUUGAAAAGGCACACCUGUUAACAGUGGAGAAAUACCACAUCCUGUAGUUCUUUGGCUUGUGCUGCCUGUUUUCCCAUGCUUCACUGAUCAAGUGCCUUAUUAAGCAAUCUGUAGUUGUAUUUGUAAUCAUCUGACACUGAAACAGCCAGCUCCGGGUGUUGUCCAUCUCCCCUUGUUGUGCUGGGUGGUUUGAUAUUCUCCCUUUCUUGGUUGCACUUGUGCACUGAAGGGGUGAGAAGACAUGUCAUUCCAAGGGAUUAUCCCUUGAGGUGCUACAAACAGACUCCUGGGGCUGUAAGGAAGUACCCAGUAAUGUAUGCAGGUACAUCAGGUUGUGUGUCUGAUCUGAAUCAUUGGAACCAUUGUCACAGAAGAGCUUCUGAAAGAAGGUAUUAAACAUUUAAAAAACAAAACAAAAGUAGUAUGGAGUAGCAGCAUCUUACAAAGGACUGUUUGGUUUUUGAUUGUGUGCCUGAAAACUGUUUGUAAUUUUUUGAUACCACAUGGAGAAAAUAGAUUGAAGAGUGGUUAAUGCACUGCAGUGGUGCUUGGGGUGGGACGGAUGCUAUUCAGCUGUACCUGACUUAUCUGCAAAUAAAUAGGCUCUUUUUUCCAAGAUGAAGUGAAUAUACAAGAGCUAGGCAAAGGGUUCUGCUUUAUUAAACCCAAGCAUUUUUCAUAAUAUUCAUAAUUUUUGGAAGAGCUUUUGUAAGUCUUACGGUUGCAAAUAUCUUGUGCUGCUUUUGAUAUACCUGGCAUGAGCCAAACUAACAGCCCAGGGUUAUCAGUGAUGGGGUAGCACAAGUGUUAUUUCCCUGCCAGCCCAGAUCAGCCAUAGUCCUGGGUACCUGAGUUCCAUGGAACAGGUCCACUGCCUUAGCAUAGUUCCCAGUGAACAACUGUCCCUGCUGUAAAAAUAAGCAGCAAAAUUCACUCUGUUUUUUUAGUCUCUUUUUAGUAAAAGAUCAGGAGUAUGUACUGAACAUGGAAAUGGAACAGCUUUUUGUUUUCCUAGAGAAGAGCCUGCAUCAUGUGACAUAAGGUACUUGGAAGAGAGCAGAGUGGAACAUUGAGAAUACAGAGAAAAGCUGGAGCUUGGUGGCCCUCACUAACAUCCUGAAACUGCAAGAGAACUGUGGACUCAGUGGGAAAACUCAAUGCCUUUUGGAAAUUCUGAGUUGAUAGGGCAGAAGGAGAAAAUACUGUAAAUGCGUCUGUUGUUGGAGUAAUGGAACCUAUUAUGUCACUGAAAGUACUAAAAAGUAUUUAUUUUGAGUGUUGUGAAUUAUGAUGAGAGUAUAGAGAGUGUUCUAAUAUGAAACUGCAAUGUGCUCAGGUUCUGUAAAUGUCUGUGAGAUACCAAAGUCUGGUACAACAGCUCCCACUUGAUUUGUAUGUAAAAUAUGUGUUGUUCAAUAAAAUCUGAGUGUGGGGAAACCCAUGCCUUCAUUUACAAAUUA
Messenger RNA from Zonotrichia albicollis (white-throated sparrow), 3905 nucleotides. RefSeq names its product ribonucleotide reductase regulatory TP53 inducible subunit M2B (gene RRM2B). Gene Ontology annotation, molecular function: ribonucleoside-diphosphate reductase activity, thioredoxin disulfide as acceptor. The record is from RefSeq and is a predicted model, not a curated record. Gene Ontology annotation, biological process: deoxyribonucleotide biosynthetic process. Gene Ontology annotation, cellular component: cytosol. NCBI's taxonomy places the organism in Eukaryota, Metazoa, Chordata, Aves, Passeriformes, Passerellidae.